Colletotrichum phormii is the source of this 692-nucleotide messenger RNA. RefSeq lists its product as uncharacterized. The coding region runs from base 148 to 468 and encodes 106 amino acids. Lineage: Eukaryota; Fungi; Ascomycota; Sordariomycetes; Glomerellales; Glomerellaceae. The record is from RefSeq and is a predicted model, not a curated record. The transcript has 3 exons.
UCUGGAUGUCUAUAUAAGACUCAUGGCCUUCUCGACCAACAACGAUCUCUACGAACCCAUCUACGGAGACUUCAAGCGACGACCUUGAUCAUCUAACGCCAAACAACAUCUUUACCUCUACCGUAAGACCUUUGCACAACAUUCAAUAUGGCCAUCACCAGAAUCGGACUCAUUGCCCUCGCCGACGGCCCUCAGCAAGAUGAGGCAGUGAAGAGGUUCAGCAACUUCGUCAACGACUGCAAAAAGGAGGACGGCUCAACGUACCUCGUUGCCUCGAAGGCUAGCAAGUGCAAGGUUCUCACAGACGUCCCGGGAUCCCAGGCAUGGUCCGUCGUUUACGAGAUCACGUUUGCCAAUGAUGCGGAUAUGGAGUACUACCAGACAAAGGAUCCAAUUUACCAGGAGCUGAUGAAGCAGGCGGCUGAGGGCAAGGCAACGGGCUUCAUUGCCGUGUCUGCAGAGUUCUAGAUGCUGGUCGUGUAGAUAUCCGAUGAAACUUUGGCACGAAUUUACGAUGUUUCAGUAGCGCGCGUGUAGUCCAUCUCUAUGACAAGAGCGAAGCCUGGAGAUUCGAUGCAAUACGGCAUAACGUUUUUCAUGUAGUGGAGAUACUGCAAAGAGUGCUGCUUCUGCUGAAAUAUGUCGUGACUAUCGACAUUGAUUACAUGAUAGCAGUGCGAGCUGGAUGAAGG